Recurvomyces mirabilis is the source of this 471-nucleotide messenger RNA. RefSeq lists its product as uncharacterized. The record is from RefSeq and is a predicted model, not a curated record. The coding region runs from base 1 to 471 and encodes 156 amino acids. NCBI's taxonomy places the organism in Eukaryota, Fungi, Ascomycota, Dothideomycetes, Mycosphaerellales, Teratosphaeriaceae. The transcript is spliced from 2 exons.
AUGACAGACUGUCCAGACCACCACGAUAACUACAUCCUCGCCACCAACCCCAUCACGAAGAACGUGGGUCUGAUCUCAGAGCACAUCCCGCUCAUUCGACCAUUCAAGCAUUCCGCCCGCCUGACACACAUCUCAAAGCGUAUCUUUGGGGAGCAGAAUACGGUGGUUGUGAGGAGCUUAGGUGAGACGAGCAAGAUCCUGGGCUGCUAUAAGUCAGAGAUUCGCCGUCUGUACCUGGUUUGGCAGCAUGUGGAGGAUGGUCUGAUUCCGCUUCCUCUCAUGAUAAAGGAGUAUCUCAAGGACUGCAGGAGGUUGGAGUGGCCGGCUGUGGCGUUUGAGCUGCCGGAGAAGCAGAAGAAGAUGAAGGCGAAGCAGUCAGCGGAGGUUAGAGAUGUGAUUGAGGCGCUGGAUAAGUUGAACGUGAAGAGGAAGUUCGGGAUGAUCAAGCAGAGCGGAGAAAGCCGGGGAUAG